UUGAUGUUCUAGUGGCUGCUGCAUUGUGGACGGCAUGGCAUUCGAAGUAGGAGCACGAUUUAGUUGUUUUAGCGAUUUUGAUCGCGCAUUCAGAGAAUUCCAGGUCGAAAAUAAUACUUUUCGUAGCAAAAGCGACAAAGACAGUAGACGUUGUCAGUUCGCGGCUAAGUGUCGGACUUGAACGUCUGCAAAAGAAGCUCAAGUACGCAAAUGCUACGUAUGUGCGUAAACACGCCGGGGAGCGGAGAUGCACGGCUACUGGCGUACGACCUCAGCAAAGGUGAGCUGCAAUCCAUCUAUCCUUUCUUAACUUGUACACUUGAACAAUGAGCCGGCCUCGUGGGUUACGUUUGCAGUAGUUACCAAUAGAAACAAAAAUGUGCGCAGGACCAUGAAGCAAGGGUGUCCCGCGACCGUUGUCAUCGCAGCACGUCGGAGCAGCCAGCAGUUGGAGAUAACAAAGAUUGACUGCAACCACAAUCACGAAGUGAACAAGGAAAUUUUCCACUUGUACCCGGAAAACCGCCGGCUUACGCACGAUGAGAAGGCAUAUGUCCUUCCUUUGCUUGACCUCAAUGUGUUGCCGAACGUCAUAGCUGGGAAGCUAGCAGAAAAGACGGGAAAGGUGGUAACGACGCAGGAUCUGCACAAUGUCAAGCGAAAUCGUCACGGCGAGACGAACCUGAGCAACUUGUUCAGAAGAUAGAAAAGUGUCGUCAGCAACACCGGGCAAACAUAAUUCCCGUCACAGACGAAAAUGGGGAGCUGCAGAUUUUGUUCAUUCAAACGCCACACAUGCAGCAAGCAUACAAGUCCUUCCCAGAGGUGGUGUUGCUUGAUGCAACGUAUAGGACAAACAAGUUAAAGAUGCCACUUUUUGUAUUUGUCGUGCAAGAUGGGUGUGGCGAAAGCCAGGUAAUUGCUUACGCUUUUGUUGCUUCUGAGCAGUGUCACCACGUCACUGAAAUGCUCAGCGUCUUCGUGAAGGAAAACCCUUGGUCUGAAAAUACUGGUGUUGUAGUCGUGGACAAGGACUUCACCGAAAUUAGCGCAAUUCGUAGCGCUUUCCCAUCUGCUCCAUCAAUACAGUUGUGUCAGUUUCACGUGAUGAAAGCAUUCAGAACAGCAGCUAGCCACUUAGCACGUUCCAAUGAAGAACGUGAUAAAAUGGUGACCACAUUCAACGAAAUGCUGCACGCCCCCAAUUCAAGCAAAUUUGAAGACGCGCAGUCAGAGUUCACAAGGUUUGCAAGCAAAGAAUCAAUAGAAUACCUCGAGAAGAAUUGGCUAUCAAUUAAGAACAUGUGGGUUCGCCACAUCUGCGACCAAGAGUUCACGUGUGGAGCCAACACGACUAACAGAGUUGAAGCGCACAAUGGUUUUAUAAAAACUGCAUUGUCAUCAUCAACAAAGCUUCAUGAUGCUGUAAGGAAACUGCUAGAUUUAUCAAGCAGCAUUGAAAGAAAGUCGGCCCACUUAGCAACGCUGCUGAAGACAUCCGUCUUCUACAACCAUUCUAGCAAUAAUAAAGUUGAGGAGGCAUGUGCUAAAGUGCUGACCCCGUUCGCUUGUGGAGUAAUUAGAAAACAGUUCUGCAAACUUGCAGAAAAUGAUAUUGAAGUGACGAAAACAACAGAAAAUUUGUACCAUGUUACAUUUUCGAAUGGAGAAAGGUGGCAUGAUAUUUCCAUUGAAAGUCACUCGUGCAGCUGCACCUUCUCUUCCAAAAUGGGGUUGCCUUGCCGGCACUUGUUGGCCGUGUACGUCAAAUAUGACAUUGAGCCUGACUUGGAAAAAGCAGUACGAAGCCGCUGGCUCAAACGGUACCAGGUCGCAUUCUUGCCAAAUCAGCAAGCCGCUCCUGAGAACAGCACCCCCACAGACCAACUCCGAAUACUUUCGAUGCCUGGCCCAAAGUUUGAAAAAAUGAACCGUAAUCAGCGAUACAAUUUCGCUAUGCGGACACUCAAGUCGCUUGCCGACACGUUGGCCGAUUGUCAACCUGAUAUCUUUGCACAACGACUUGGGCUCUUGGAGGACUUGAACAGCACUUGGCUCAAAGGAGGUGAAGAGAAAAAGAGGGACUGCUCUAUAAAUUUAGCCACCAGCAGUGACAGUGAGUGUGACACACCAGCAGCUGAAAAUCCUCAUGGUCAAGCAGUUGAAGUUGAAAACAUGCACAAUGAACCUGAGGAAGCUGAAAAUCCGGGUCAAGCCAUUGAGCUGGAAAACGUGCAGGAAAAAGCUGGGGGAACCCGACAACCCUGGUCAAGCCGUUGAGGUAAAGAGCGUGCAGGGGAAAUCUGAGGAAACAGGGAAAAGCUGUCCAAUAAAGCUUCCAGCGGUGAAAAGCAGAGGACGUCCUGCCAAGCGCAUUCGCCAAAGAACAAUAAAGAGCAAGAGACAAGAAGAAGGUCUUGUGCCUUUCAAGGAUUUAUCUCCGAGGUCUCAAGAAAAAUUGCUCCUAACUGGCAUUGCUGGCCAGGAGGCUGCAGCACGUGUUUUGAAUGAAGGGAGAAUCCUCGAUGAGAUGAUAUUGAAGUGCGCCCUGAGGAGUUGCCGAGCGCCCUCCUAGACCACCGGGUAUCAUUGCCAAAGCUGAAGAAAUACUUCACCGCAGAGGCAUGGCUGUUGCUCUCAUCAUCC
This is a messenger RNA of Rhipicephalus sanguineus (brown dog tick), 2646 nucleotides long. Its product is annotated as zinc finger SWIM domain-containing protein 3-like. NCBI's taxonomy places the organism in Eukaryota, Metazoa, Arthropoda, Arachnida, Ixodida, Ixodidae. The transcript is spliced from 3 exons. The record is from RefSeq and is a predicted model, not a curated record. Bases 796 to 2280 code for a protein of 494 amino acids. Gene Ontology annotation, molecular function: zinc ion binding.